AUGGUUGUCCUUUCAACGCGUCUACACUUGCAGGAUUUGUUGCUGCAGCGCUUUGGGCGACUGAGAACAGCAGAGUGCUGCUUGCUUCGAAAGGUCUCUGGCACUCAGCAGUUGCUUUUGCUUUGGGCGGACCUUCUGGUGCAGCAGAAUCCGGAGAAACCUCCGGCAGACGCCUAUUUCGUUCCACCGGAGCUCUACCGCUUGCCAGAUGCCAAAGUUUUGCUGCAGAGGGACAGGGAGUUGCGCUGGUUAAUGCAGCGGAUCGAUCCAAGAGGUGUUGGGGGUCACUGCGACUCCUCGAGAGACUGCGUCCCCGUCCCGCACUUCCCUUCUGUGCUACAGCAGGAGGUGCCGCGCUUUCCAUACGAGCCCCAGCAGCUGGAAAUGUUGAGAGACACGUACGGGCUGCUGAAAUGGCCCUUUAGGCCGGUCCGAGGCGCAGCAAAGACAGCGGCAGCAGCGGCUGUUGCCACGGGCAGUGCAGAACUGCCCCAGAUUUCACAGGCUGAGCCCACCUCGGAAGGAGUUGCUGCAGCCGUUGCUGCCGUUGCUGCAGCAGUCGAUCGCGGGGAUGUGCGGCGUGCCAACAGCAAAGUACGCACACGUUGCUGCACCGAUGCAAUCUAUGCACCGGAUGAGACAGAAACCGGUGCUUAUGUGUGGUAA
Molecule: messenger RNA, 666 nt
Organism: Eimeria maxima
Lineage: Eukaryota; Apicomplexa; Conoidasida; Eucoccidiorida; Eimeriidae
Exons: 2
Coding region: 1-666 (221 amino acids)
Source: RefSeq, a predicted model, not a curated record